CCUCAGAUUACCAAGCAAGAACAGCUAAAAUGAAAGCCGUCACUCAUCUUACUCUUCUUGCUCUCCUUUCUGUAAACACAGCCGCCAACCAAGGCAACUCAGCUGAUGCUGUAACAACCACAGAAACUGCGACUAGUGGUCCUACAGUAGCUGCAGCUGAUACCACUGAAACUAAUUUCCCUGAAACUGCUAGCACCACAGCAAAUACACCUUCUUUCCCAACAGCUACUUCACCUGCUCCCCCCAUAAUUAGUACACAUAGUUCCUCCACAAUUCCUACACCUGCUCCCCCCAUAAUUAGUACACAUAGUUCCUCCACAAUUCCUACACCUGCUCCCCCCAUAAUUAGUACACAUAGUUCCUCCACAAUUCCUACACCUGCUCCCCCCAUAAUUAGUACACAUAGUUCCUCCACAAUUCCUACACCUACUGCUGCAGACAGUGAGUCAACCACAAAUGUAAAUUCAUUAGCUACAUCUGACAUAAUCACCGCUUCAUCUCCAAAUGAUGGAUUAAUCACAAUGGUUCCUUCUGAAACACAAAGUAACAAUGAAAUGUCCCCCACCACAGAAGGCAAUCAAUCAUCAGGGCCUCCCACUGGCACCACUUUAUUGGAGACCAGCACCCUAAACAGCACAGGUCCCAGCAAUCCUUGCCAAGAUGAUCCCUGUGCAGAUAAUUCGUUAUGUGUUAAGCUGCAUAGUACAAGUUUUUGCCUGUGUUUAGAAGGGUAUUACUACAACUCUUCUACAUGUAAGAAAGGAAAGGUAUUCCCUGGGAAGAUUUCAGUGAUAGUAUCAGAAACAUUUGACCCAGAAGAGAAACAUUCCAUGGCCUAUCAAGACUUGCAUAGUGAAAUUACUAGCUUGUUUAAAAAUGUAUUUGGCACAUCUGUUUAUGGACAGACUGUAAUUCUUACUGUAAGCACACCUCUGUCACCAAGAUCUGAAAUGCGUGCUGAUGACAAGUUUGUUAAUGUAACAAUAGUAACAAUUUUGACAGAAACCACAAGUGACAAUGAGAAGACUGUGACUGAGAAAAUUAAUGAAGCAAUUAGAAGUAGCUCAAGCAUCUUUCUAAACUAUGAUUUGACCCUUCGGUGUGAUUAUUAUGGCUGUAACCAGACUGCGGAUGACUGCCUCAAUGGUUUAGCAUGCAAUUGCAAAUCUGACCUGCAAAGGCCUAACCCACAGAGCCCUUUCUGCAUUGCUUCCAGUCUCAAGUGUCCUGAUGCCUGCAACACACAGCACAAGCAAUGCUUAAUAAAGAAGAGUGGUGGGGCGCCUGAGUGUGCGUGCGUGCCCGGCUACCAGGAAGAUGCUAAUGGGAACUGCCAAAAGUGUGCAUUUGGCUACAGCGGACUCGACUGUAAGGACAAAUUUCAGCUGAUCCUCACUAUUGUGGGCACCAUUGCUGGCAUUGUCAUUCUCAGCAUGAUAAUUGCAUUGAUUGUCACAGCAAGAUCAAAUAACAAAACGAAGCAUAUUGAAGAAGAGAACUUGAUUGACGAAGACUUUCAAAAUCUAAAACUGCGGUCAACAGGCUUCACCAAUCUUGGAGCAGAAGGGAGCGUCUUUCCUAAGGUCAGGAUAGCGGCCUCCAGAGACAGCCAGAUGCAAAAUCCCUAUUCAAGCCAGAGCAGCAUGCCCCGCCCUGACUAUUAGAAUCAUAAGAAUGUGGAACCCGCCAUGGCCCCCAACCAAUGUACAAGCUAUUAUUUAGAGUGUUUAGAAAGACUGAUGGAGAAGUGAGCACCAGUAAAGAUCUGGCCUCCGGGGUUUUUCUUCCAUCUGACAUCUGCCAGCCUCUCUGAAUGGAAGUUGUGAAUGUUUGCAACGAAUCCAGCUCACUUGCUAAAUAAGAAUCUAUGACAUUAAAUGUAGUAGAUGCUAUUAGCGCUUGUCAGAGAGGUGGUUUUCUUCAAUCAGUACAAAGUACUGAGACAAUGGUUAGGGUUGUUUUCUUAAUUUUUUUCCUGGUAGGGCAACAAGAACCAUUUCCAAUCUAGAGGAAAGCUCCCCAGCAUUGCUUGCUCCUGGGCAAACAUUGCUCUUGAGUUAAGUGACCUAAUUCCCCUGGGAGACAUACGCAUCAACUGUGGAGGUCCGAGGGGAUGAGAUGGGAUACCCGCCAUCUUUCAAGGGUCACAAGCUCACUCUCUGACAAGUCAGAAUAGGGAUACUGCUUCUAUCCCUCCAAUGGAGAGAUUCUGGCAACCUUUGAACAACAGCCCAGAGCUUGCAACCUAGCCUCACCCAAGAAGACUGGAAAGAGACAUAUCUCUCAGCUUUUUCAGGAGGCGUGCCUGGGAAUCCAGGAACUUGUUGAUGCUAAUUAGAAGGCCUGGACUAAAAAUGUCCACUAUGGGGUGCACUCUACAGUUUUUGAAAUGCUAGGAGGCAGAAGGGGCAGAGAGUAAAAAACAUGACCUGGUAGAAGGAAGAGAGGCAAAGGAAACUGGGUGGGGAGGAUCAAUUAGAGAGGAGGCACCUGGGAUCCAUCUUCUUCCUUAGGUCCCCUCCUCCAUCAGCAAAGGAGCACUUCUCUAAUCAUGCCCUCCCGAAGACUGGCUGGGAGAAGGUUUAAAAACAAAAAACCCAGGAGUAAAGAGCCUUAGGUCAGUUUGAAAUUGGAGACAAGCUGUCCGGCGAAGGGUGCGAGAGGGAGCUUGUGCUCAGGAGUCCAGCCGUCCAGCCUCGGGGUGUAGGUUUCUGAGGUGUGCCACUGGGGCCUCAGCCUUCUCUGGUGACAGAGGCUCAGCGGUGGCCACCAACACACAACCACACACACACAACCACACACACAAAUGGGGGCAACCACAUCCAGUACAAGCUUUUACAAAUGUUAUUAGUGUCCUUUUUUAUUUCUAAUGCCUUGUCCUCUUAAAAGUUAUUUUAUUUGUUAUUAUUAUUUGUUCUUGACUGUUAAUUGUGAAUGGUAAUGCAAUAAAGUGCCUUUGUUAGAUGGUG
Molecule: messenger RNA, 2969 nt
Organism: Gorilla gorilla gorilla (western lowland gorilla)
Lineage: Eukaryota; Metazoa; Chordata; Mammalia; Primates; Hominidae
Gene: MUC13
Product: mucin 13, cell surface associated
Exons: 12
Coding region: 30-1664 (544 amino acids)
Source: RefSeq, a predicted model, not a curated record